Molecule: messenger RNA, 1862 nt
Organism: Limulus polyphemus (Atlantic horseshoe crab)
Lineage: Eukaryota; Metazoa; Arthropoda; Merostomata; Xiphosura; Limulidae
Product: putative mediator of RNA polymerase II transcription subunit 26
Exons: 2
Coding region: 200-1081 (293 amino acids)
Cellular component (GO): chitin-based extracellular matrix
Molecular function (GO): structural constituent of chitin-based larval cuticle
Source: RefSeq, a predicted model, not a curated record
CAAAUGUCCUUGCACCUACUAAGAAAGUAUCCAAUGCCAGAAGAUGUCCUUGAAUACCUUGUUGUCCAUGACGUGGUGAAGAAGACGGAAACAAUGAUUUUUUGACCAUGAAACUGAAUGUAUAUAUACUAGGGGAACUUAAUAAACCUUGUCGUUUAGUGCUGAAGUGCAGUGGAACACAUUCUUCAGAGGCUAAAGUAUGGAACGAUUAGUGAUUCUUGUUUGUGUCUGUGUGGCUACAACGAUAGCACAGAAUAGGCCAUAUCAUGUUCCUACUAGAGUACAGUAUAACCCAAAGUUUUUAACAGCACUACAACGGCAAGCUCAGCCUGCUGGUGCUAGACCUCAACAGGAUAAUAACAGUCCGAAAAAUAUUCAUCAGGAUUUAAAGAUUCAUCAACUCCAGCUUCAGAAUCAUGCGCAAGAGAUACAACGGCACCUUCAGCAAGAACAAGAAGCUUUGAAUGGAAAUUUUCAGCCUUCAAACCAACAAGUAUAUCAGCAACAGUCUCUUCAGGCAGCUCACCAACCCCAGGAUCAGCAACAGUACUAUCUUCAACAACAAAAUUAUCAGCAACAGGCUCUUCAGGCAGCUCAUCAACCCCAGGAUCAGCAACAAUACUAUCUUCAACAACAAAAUUAUCAGCAACAGGCUCUUCAGGCAGCUCAUCAACCCCAGGAUCAGCAACAAUACUAUCUUCAACAACAAAAUUAUCAGCAACAGGCUCUUCAGGCAGCUCAUCAACCACAGGAUCAGCAACAAUACUAUCUUCAACAGCAACAGGCUCUAGAACCAAAUUAUCAACUUCAGGAGCCUGCCACUCCUAAGAACUACCAUCCACCAGCUCUUGUCCACAAAGUCAACAUCGGAAUGAAACUCCAAGGUGACUACGACUUUACUUACGAUACUGGUAAAGGUCCUCUCGGUCAAAGCUACCGUACCGAAACUCGUCUUCCCGACGGAACUGUAAAAGGUUCCUACGGUUACCUUGACAGCGAUGGUCGACAGAGGAUUGUUAAGUACAUCGCCGGCAAAGGAGGGUUUGUUGCUGAGGGCGAUGUUGGUCCAGACAAUGCAUGAUCAAACAACACUUCAUCAUCCACGAUACUGAGAGAUUGAAGUGCUUCAUAAUUAUUACGGUGAAUUAAAGUUUUAAUUCAUCAGUGACUUAAGCUGCACAUUUUAAAGUAACUAAGAAGUACCAGUGUGAGUAAAGAAAUAUGUUAUCAAAACAAGAUUAUCAUUAUUAGUUAUCAAAAGCACCCUAGUAAAAAGUUUAAAGAAAAGUAAUAUCGUCCAAUCAUGAUGCAGAUAAAACGUGUUAUCAGUCAAUCAUGACGGAGCAGUAGAACAUUUUUAAACAGCUUUAUUUAUUUUAGAUUUCUUCAUUUUGUGUAGCCAUUGUUAUCAGUUGGUCAUAAUAAUCGAUUUGACAUGAUAUUAAAGAGUAACCACCGAGGUCUAUAUAUUUUUUUAUUCUCUCAGUUUUUAUAUAUUUUUGAAAAUUUUCUGGGUUUUCAUUCGGUGAAAAUUAAUAUGUUGUGCUACCUACUGAAAUACAUGUGUUUUUGGAAUUAUGGAACUUAUCUUUAAUAAUUUCGCAACAAAAUAUGCUCCACACUUUGGGGCCGUGGAUGCGUUAUAAGAGUUAAGGCCAGGUUCCAUAAUUCUGUCAACUAAGAGUAGUCUAAGAACCUUCCAUCUGAUCUAUCAGUUAAAAAUUAGGAAUGGCUAUGUGCAACUUCGUUCGAAAUUCUGAAAUGAACAAAUAUUGAUAACUUAUAAUAACAUUCUGGAACUAUAUAAGUUUGUGACUAAUUUAAUUAUUAACUAGGAAGCAAACUCUGAUUUCAGUCUGAAA